Molecule: messenger RNA, 657 nt
Organism: Colius striatus (speckled mousebird)
Lineage: Eukaryota; Metazoa; Chordata; Aves; Coliiformes; Coliidae
Gene: MRPL51
Product: mitochondrial ribosomal protein L51
Exons: 2
Coding region: 132-584 (150 amino acids)
Biological process (GO): translation
Cellular component (GO): mitochondrial large ribosomal subunit
Molecular function (GO): structural constituent of ribosome
Source: RefSeq, a predicted model, not a curated record
UUCCGGCGGCCCCAGCACUCGGAAGGGGCGGUGCCGGGCAGGGAAUAGAGGGGCGGCCCGGCCCGACGGAAUCGCUCUUCCUUCCCCCUCCAUGCUCCGGCGGCGCGGGGACCGCCCGCGGGGUCACCCGAAUGGCGGCGCUGGUGCGGGCUGUGGGACGAGCCCUGCUGGGCCCGGCCGCGCCCCUGCUCCGGGCGGAGCGGGGCAUUAGCGGCGGCGAGGCCCGCUGGGGACCCGUGAGGCCCGGCCUCCCCGUGCCCCUGUCCUCGCCCCUGGCGGGGCUUACCCGGCCCAUUCGUAUCAGGGAGCCCCAGAAGCCGAAGCAGGUGGAUCGGUGGACAAAAAAACGGGCGUUGUUCGGGGUCUACGACAACGUGGGAAUCCUGGGUGACUUCCAGUUCCACCCAAAGAACCUCAUCAGUGGGCCCAAGUGGCUGCGAGGCUGGCGGGGGAACGAGCUGCAGAGGUGUAUCCGCAAGAAGCAGUUGGUGGGGGAUCGGAUGUUUGUGGAGGACCACCACAAACUCAGCAAGAGGAUCCGGUACUUGUACAGGCGCUUCAACCGCACUGGGAAGCAUCGCUAGAAGCAGCCCUGGGUUUGGCAGAUGGAGCGCGGUUUCAUGGCGCUGCGGUCAGAAUAAAGCCAGCCUUCACACA